AUGCUCCAGAAGGUUCUACUGCAACCCAUGACCAGUGCUCCAUGCGACAGCAAUGCUCCGGAGAUCGAGAUGGAGAGUAGAGCUGAGGAGGGAGACACUGGCCAAGAGAAUACAAGGAACAACGAGGAGACUGAUAUCAAGGCGACUGGGUGGGGAUCCCCAAUUGGUACUGGAGAGGGGAUUGAGGAACAAGUGGAUGGAGGGGGUGACGCUGCUGGUCCCAAUGAGACACUCGGAGGUAAUGUGGCCAGUACUGAAGCCGAAAGAGAGGCGGAGAAAGAGGACGAAGAAGAUACCCUACCAAUUUUCUUUACGGAGAGUCGUAUUGAAGACAUCAAUAUCACAAAUACAUUCAUCCAACUCAUUCAUGGAGCCAGGCUUGACGACCAGUGCAGAAGACUGAGUCAUGAAACCAUUCAGCAGAUCAGGAAUCCUCUUCGAGAUCCCCCCGUCCUCACUCUUGACAAAAAGCUUUCAAUUGACGUCUACUUUGCUGUCAACGGCCAUGCAUCUAUCGAGACCUAUGAAUCAAUGCACUGA
This is a messenger RNA of Mycena citricolor, 540 nucleotides long. Lineage: Eukaryota; Fungi; Basidiomycota; Agaricomycetes; Agaricales; Mycenaceae. The record is from the annotation of a GenBank genome assembly.